AUGAAAUCUACAUCUACCAUUGGCGCGGCCGCGGUGCUGUUGGCUGCCCCUAGCGUGUAUGCCGGCCUUAUUAACUACCCUCCCAUUCCGGAGGAUCUAACGACCCCAUAUCAACAGCGAUUGGCAGUUUAUGGGCCUGGAGCCGUCUCCGUUGGAUGGAACACAUACGCCUACCAAGCCUCGGCUUGCGUUAAAUAUGGAACAUCCAGCUCCAAUCUUAACUCGCAAGCUUGCUCGACCAUCAACUCCACAACGUACGCAAGCUCUCGCACGUACUCGAAUGUGGUAAUCUUGUCGGACUUGACCCCGGCAACCACAUACUACUACAAGAUUGUCUCCACCAAUUCAACUGUCGACCACUUUCUGAGUCCCCGCCAGCCAGGAGACAAGACGCCAUUCAACCUAGACGUUGUAAUUGACUUGGGUGUCUAUGGCGCUGAUGGAUAUACCACCUCCAAAAGAGAUGAAAUCCCCACUAUUCAACCUGAGUUGAAUCACACCACUAUCGGCCGUCUUGCAGAUACUGUUGAUGACUACGAAAUCGUCUUGCACCCUGGUGACUUCGCUUAUGCCGACGACUGGUACGAGAAGCCCCACAAUCUACUCGAUGGCAAGGAUGCCUAUCAGGCCAUUCUCGAGCAGUUCUACGAUCAACUUGCACCUAUUGCCGGAAGGAAGCUCUACAUGGCCAGCCCUGGUAAUCACGAGGCUGACUGUACUGAGAUUCCGUACACGUCUGGAUUGUGUCCCGAGGGUCAGAAAAACUUUACCGACUUUUUGCACCGAUUUGGACAGACUAUGCCCACCGCAUUCAAGUCGAGCUCGACUAACACUACCGCACAAUCAUUGGCUUCCAAGGCUAAGAGCCUCUCCAACCCUCCAUUCUGGUACUCCUUCGAGUAUGGUAUGGCCCACAUCGUCAUGAUUGAUACCGAAACCGACUUCCCCAACGCACCAGACGGCCAAGGCGGUUCUGCAGGUCUCGAUGGUGGCCCCUUCGGCACCACCAGCCAACAACUCAACUUUUUAGCAGCUGAUCUUGCCAGCGUCGACCGCAGCGUCACACCCUGGGUCCUUGUCGCCGGCCAUCGUCCUUGGUACACCACCGGCGACAGUUCCUCAGCCUGCACAUCCUGCCAAGCCGCCUUCGAAGACCUGUUCUAUGAAUAUGGUGUUGAUGUUGGUAUCUUCGGACAUGUGCACAACUCCCAGCGUUUUCUGCCCGUGUACAAUGGUACCGCUGACCCUAAAGGUAUGAACGACCCCACUGCACCAAUGUACAUCAUUGCCGGUGGUACCGGUAACAUUGAAGGUCUGUCGGCCGUUGGAACUGUGCCGUCGUAUAAUGCGUUUGUGUAUGCGGAUGAUUACAGCUACAGCUCGUUGAAGUUCUUAAAUGAAACGAGUUUGCAGAUUGAUUUCAUUCAGUCUUCAACCGGGAAUGUUCUGGACUCGAGUGUCUUGUAUAAGAGCCAUUGA
This is a messenger RNA of Talaromyces amestolkiae, 1479 nucleotides long. RefSeq lists its product as uncharacterized. Lineage: Eukaryota; Fungi; Ascomycota; Eurotiomycetes; Eurotiales; Trichocomaceae. The transcript is spliced from 2 exons. Gene Ontology annotation, molecular function: metal ion binding; acid phosphatase activity. The record is from RefSeq and is a predicted model, not a curated record. Bases 1 to 1479 code for a protein of 492 amino acids.